This is a messenger RNA of Penicillium subrubescens, 330 nucleotides long. RefSeq names its product ADP-ribosylation factor GTPase-activating protein. The transcript is spliced from 4 exons. Gene Ontology annotation, molecular function: GTPase activator activity. The record is from RefSeq and is a predicted model, not a curated record. NCBI's taxonomy places the organism in Eukaryota, Fungi, Ascomycota, Eurotiomycetes, Eurotiales, Aspergillaceae. Gene Ontology annotation, biological process: intra-Golgi vesicle-mediated transport; endocytosis; endoplasmic reticulum to Golgi vesicle-mediated transport. Gene Ontology annotation, cellular component: Golgi apparatus. Bases 1 to 330 code for a protein of 109 amino acids.
AUGCCAAGUGGCAUUAGCAAGCGCCAGCAGCUGCGCAAUGAGAAAGCCCUCGCCGACCUGAUCCGGACAGUUCCCGGUAAUGACCGUUGUGCCGAUUGCGAUGCCCUGACCCCAGGAUGGGCAAGCUGGAAUAUGGGUAUCUUCCUGUGUAUGCGGUGCGCCACAAUCCACCGCAAACUGGGAACACACAUUUCCAAGGUCAAGUCCUUGUCAAUGGACAGUUGGUCGUCGGAACAGGUUGAUAAUAUGAAAUCGCACGGCAAUCUGCUCAUGAACAAGAUCUUUAACCCCCAAAAACAUCAAACCACCUGUCCCUACCGAUAUCGAUGA